AUGCAAUUCUCACCUGAAUUAAUCAGUUUCGUCCCUUCCCGGUUACUGUACAUCGACUACAGCGAUGGCACUUCACAUUGCUGCAACAUCCAGAAAAUUGAUGGCAAACUGGGAAUACAAACACCGUUUGGUGACAUGACGUUGUUGCUGGAGGAGUUUCCAGAUUCCUAUCGUGUGUCAGCACCACACUGGAACACUGUUGCGCUUCUUAACAAACGCGAUGGGCAAACAUCUGAUGGUUAG
Enterobius vermicularis (human pinworm) is the source of this 243-nucleotide messenger RNA. NCBI's taxonomy places the organism in Eukaryota, Metazoa, Nematoda, Chromadorea, Rhabditida, Oxyuridae. The record is from the annotation of a GenBank genome assembly.